AUGACUGUUGAUUGGGACAAAUAUUUCAGUAAUGAGGCAAAACUCAGAGAGCCAUCGGUUAUGAAGAUGGCCGCCAGAACUCCCGAUACUAUUUCCUUUGCCAGUGGGAUGCCUCACCCUGAUUGUUUCCCUUUGAAAGGCCUCUCUAUCAAAUAUGAGACUGCUGAUUCCGGAUUCUCCAAGUUGGCUACCGGAUCCAACGAAGAUGCUGUCAAUGCUGCACAGGCAGAUGAUGAGAUCUAUGAGGCUUGUCAGUACAUGUCCGGUAGAGGAACCACCUUUUUCGACAAGUUCUGUAGGCAUCACAUAGAAGAGUUUCAUAAGCCUGUAUACGGCGAGUGGGGAACUUUGAUUCAGUCAGGAGGUACUUUCUCCUUGGAUGCCAUCAUUCGAAUGCUCUGUAAUCCAGGCGAAGAUACUAUUUUGGCCGAGGAAUUGACAUAUCCGUGUCUCCUGGAGACUUGUAGACCUCUUAGAUUGAAGGUUUUCGCCGUGAAGAUUGACAAUCACGGAGUUAUUCCCGAGGAUAUGGAGAGAAUUCUUACUGAUUGGUAUACAGAUCUCUCUACUAAAGACUACAAGAAGCCUAAGUUUUUUUACUCGAUGCCUGUUGGUCAGAAUCCAUCAGGUGUCACGAUGACGGUGGAAAGAAAACGUCAAUUGUUUGGCGUGUGUCAUAAGCAUGAUGUUUUGGUGGUUGAAGAUGAUCCGUACUAUCAUCUACAGCUUGACGGUGACAAAAAAGAGAUUCCAAGUUUGUUAAAGUUUGAUACCGAUGGACGAGUCAUUAGAAUUGACUCGUUUUCCAAGAUGCUCAUGCCGGGAAUGAGAAUCUCUAUUGUUACUGCCAACAAAACGUUCAUUAAGAUGUUAACUAUGCAGAAUGAGUUAACUAUCCACUCUGCUGCUGCUCCUUCUCAGCUCAUCGUCUAUAUGUUGAUGAAUGAAUGGAAGAACGACGGUUUCCGUUCUUGGUUGACUCAUGUGCAGGAUAUCUAUCUUAAAAGAAGAAAUACUAUUCUCGAUGCCUUUGAUAGGCAUCUUCCUGCUGAUCUAUGCUCCUGGAACAAACCUUCCUACGGCAUGUUCUUGUGGAUUAAGAUCAGCAUAGCUCAAUUUCCAAAACUAGAAGAAUACAGCCAGCUUACUGAUCCUGAAUGGGCGGCCAAAUUGGAAGAUAUGAUCUUCGAGCAAGCACUACAGGACGAAAUUCAAUUGGCUAAGGGCCACUGGUUUAUGAUCGAUCAGUUGAAUAUGGCCGGUUUUAGAGCCACCUAUGCUUUUGCCUCAUUGGACGACAUUUAUACUGGUUCUGAAAGGUUUGGUAAUGCCAUUAGACAGAUACAUGCCAAGUUAUAUAAUUAA
Molecule: messenger RNA, 1365 nt
Organism: Brettanomyces nanus
Lineage: Eukaryota; Fungi; Ascomycota; Pichiomycetes; Pichiales; Pichiaceae
Exons: 1
Coding region: 1-1365 (454 amino acids)
Biological process (GO): aromatic amino acid catabolic process; L-tyrosine biosynthetic process
Molecular function (GO): L-2-aminoadipate:2-oxoglutarate transaminase activity; pyridoxal phosphate binding; aromatic-amino-acid:2-oxoglutarate transaminase activity
Source: RefSeq, a predicted model, not a curated record